Molecule: messenger RNA, 5372 nt
Organism: Lepus europaeus (European hare)
Lineage: Eukaryota; Metazoa; Chordata; Mammalia; Lagomorpha; Leporidae
Gene: RBM41
Product: RNA binding motif protein 41
Exons: 8
Coding region: 50-1267 (405 amino acids)
Biological process (GO): mRNA splicing, via spliceosome
Cellular component (GO): U12-type spliceosomal complex
Molecular function (GO): pre-mRNA intronic binding; U12 snRNA binding
Source: RefSeq, a predicted model, not a curated record
CGGCCUAUUCGCCCAUUCACCCAAGUUAGCGAUAGGGGCCUGUGGAAGCAUGAAGAGGAUAAACAGCUGUGUGAAGAGUGAUGAGCGUGUCCUGGAGGAGCUGGAAACAGAAGGGGAGAGACAGCUGAAAAGCCUCCUUCAGCAUCAACUUGAUACCUCUGUCUCCAUUGAGGAAUGUGUCUCUAAGAAAGAGAGUUUUGCUCCUGGUACUAUGUACAGGCCCUUUGGGAAGGAAGCAGCUGGGACUAUGACUUUGUCCCAGUUCCAGACACUGCAUGAGAAGGACCAGGAAACUGCUUCUCUCAGGGAAUUAGGGCUCAAUGAAACAGAAAUCUUGAUCUGGAAGAGCCAUGUGUCAGGUGAAAAGAGGACAAGACUGAGGGCAACUCCUGAAGCAAUACAGAAACGUCUCCAAGAUAUUGAAGAAAGGAUCUCAGAGCGUCAGCGCAUCCUUUGCCUGCCACAGAGAUUUGCAAAGAGCAAACAGUUGACCCGACGGGAAAUGGAAAUAGAAAAGUCUUUAUUUCAGGGAGCUGAUCGUCACUCCUUCCUUAAGGCUCUUUAUUACCAAGCAUACCACAAAAAGACAAGUGCAGACAAGUACAUGACCUCAAUGAAGAGGAAGAUAAAAUUAGGCACAAAAGAUGAACCCCAUAAGAAGAACAAAGGUGAUCCCAUGAACAACCUGGAAAAUUUUUACCAAGAGAUGAUAAUGAAAAAACGUCUUGAAGAGUUCCAACUUAUGAGAGGUGAACCCUUUGCUUCCCACUCACUGAUCUCAGCUUCAUCAGUGGGAGAUAGUGGCACAGCUGAGAACCCAUCAUUACUCGAGGACGAGGGAAAACAGGCAGCACAGGGUAAAGGUCCAGGUCUCCAUGUGGCAAAAGUUAUUGAUUUUUCGCCUAAGAAGCUGACGCAGCCAAUAGAAUUUGUCCCAGAAGAUGAGAUCCAGAGAAAUCGUUUGUCAGAGGAAGAAAUCCGAAAAAUUCCUAUGUUUUCUUCAUAUAAUCCAGGGGAGCCAAACAAGGUGUUAUACCUGAAGAACCUUAGCCCUCGGGUGACUGAAAGAGAUCUUAUCUCGCUGUUCGCUCGGUUCCAGGAGAGAAAAGGACCUCCAAUUCAAUUCCGAAUGAUGACUGGGCGAAUGAGGGGGCAGGCUUUUAUCACCUUUCCCAGUUUUCUUCAUAGAGAAAUAUGCACUAUAUUAACAUUAUCUGUGGUCGCCCUACUGUGCAAGAAAAUCUUGGAACUUCUUAAACUUAUCUAGCUAUACCCUAGUACCCAUCAAGCUAAAUAGUGACAUUUUGUCUUGAUAAAAUGACCAAUUCAUGAGGAAGAUGUAACAAUUAUAAACAUGUAUGCAUACAGCAAAGCCCUGAAAUAUAUAAAGAAAAAAACUGAAAUAAACGAAAGGAGAAAUAGACACAUCUACAAAAAGUUGGAAUAUUCAGUACCCAUUUUCGAUAACAACUAUACAGAAGACGAGAAAAUAGAGUACAUGAAGAACACUAUAAGCGAAAUCUAAAGACAUCUAUAGAACAUUCCACCCAAUAGCACUUGAAUACAUGUUAUCAAGUGCAUAUGAAGCAUCUCUAGGACAGACCAUAUAGGCUAAACCAUAAACUAGUUUAAUAAAACUGAGUGAACUGAAGUCAUAUAAAGUAUGUUCUGUGACCACAUGGAUUGAAGUAAGAAAUCAUUAGAUAGUACAAAAUUGGAAAACACAAAUAUAUGAUCAGAGAUUCAAAAAUGAUAUCACAAAGGAAUUUAGAAAAUCCUUUGAAAUGAAUGAAAAUGAAGAUAGAAUAUACCAAAGCUUACAGGUUGCAGUUAAACGAUUGUUUAGAGGGAAGUUAUAAAUGCCUACUUAAGAAGAAGAAAAAUGAUAUAACAACCACCUCAUACUACACCUUAAGGCCUUGGAAAAAGAAGAUCUAAUUAAAUCUAGAACAAGCAGAAGCAAGGAAAUAGAAAAGAUUAGAUGGGAAAUAAACAGAGAACAGAAAAACAGUGGAGAAAAAGCAAUGAAAAAUUGAUUCUAUAAAAAGAUCAACAAGACUGGCAAACCUAUUGCUAUUCUGACCAAGUCAAAAAGACACUCGAAUUACUAGAAUCAGAAAUGAAAGAGGGAACAUUACUGUCAACCUUGUAGAAAUAAAAAGGAUUAUGAAGGAACAUUGUGAACAAUUGUCUGUCAAUAAAUUAAAUAAUCCAGAUGAAAUGGACAAAUCCCAAGAAAGACAAACUACUAAAAACAACUGAAAAAGAAAUAGAAAAUCUGAAUAGACCUAUAGUGAUUACAUGGGGUAAAUGAGUAAUUUUUAGAAUACUCACAAAAGAGGCAGGCAUUUAGUAGCAUUAGACAAAACUUGAAAUGCUCGCAUCCCACAUCAGAGUGCCUGGGUUUGGGUCCCACCUCUGCUUCUGAUUCCAGCUUCCUGCUAACAAGCACUCUGGGAGGCAGCAGAUGAUAGCUCUAGUAUUUGGAUUCCUGCCACACAAAUUGGGGACCCAGAUUGACUUCCAGGCUCCUGGUUUCAGCCUGGCCGAGCCUUGGCUAUGGCAGGGUUUUGGGGAGUGAGUCAGGAGAUGGACGGUCUCUCCCUUGUCUGUCUGUCUUUUAGAUAAAUAAAACUAAAUUUUAAAAAUAAUAUCCACAAAGAAAAGCCGUGGUUCCAGUGGCUUCUUAGAUGAAUUCUACCAAAUAGAAAAUACAAAUUCUUAACAAAUUGUUGCAAAAUGAGGAGAGCAGGGAACACUUGUGACACAUGUUACAACAUGAAAUAUGCUAAAGACUAUGCACAAUGAAGGAAGCCAGUCAGAAAGGACGAUAUUCUUCCCCCUUGUGUGAAGUGUCUGGAAUUGGCAUAUAUAGACAAACAGAAAACAGAUCAGUGGGUGCUUAGGACUGGGCAGAAUAGGGGGAAUGGGAAGGGAUAGGGGUAAUAGCUGAAGUGUAUGAGGUUUCUGUAGAAGUUGAAGAAAAUGUUCUGAAAUUUAAUAUGAUUACACAACUAUUUGAAUAUACUAAAAACCAUGAAUUGUACAUUUUAUUUUGGCUUUUUUAAAUAUUUAUUUUUUGUUUAUUUGAAAGGCAUAGCAAGAGAGAGGUAGAGACAGAAAGAUCUUCCAUCUGCUGGUUCACUCCCCAAAUGGCUACAAUAGCUAGGGGAUGGAUCAGUUCACUCCCCAAAUGGCUACAAUGGCUAGGGGAUGGACCAGGCCAAAGCCAAACACCUGGAACUCCAUAUGAGUCUCUCACAUGGGUGGCAGGGGCCUAAGCAGUUGGACAAACCUUCCACCACUUUCUGAAUCACAUUAUCAGGGAGCUGGAAUGGAAGCAAAGCAGCCAGGAAUCCAACUGGUGCUCUGAUAUGGGAUACUGGCAUUGUAGACAGUGGUUUUUGGGUUUUUUUUCCCCACAGCUUUAUUGAGGUAUCAUUGACAACAAUUGUUAUCUGUAGAAGCUGUACAACUACUUUUUUUGAGGACAGAGCAAAAGGCUCUGAAAGAACGUUAGGAACCAGAAGUAUUUUUGGAAUACACACUCUACCAGUGAAUAAAAGUAGUGAUUUAUGAGGAAGAACAGUAGAAAGGAUAGGCUGGGCUGAAUAGGUAUAGUAAAAAGGUUUUACAAGAACUUGAAAAUCAGACAGAAGAAUUUAGCCAUGUUUGGGUAGAAAAUUAAGCCAUUAAAAGGCUUUCUGUUUGUUUAAUUUUUUUUCCCAAUUUUUAUUAUUUUUGUGAAAGGCAGAGUAAGGGGCUGGUGUUGUGGCAUAGCAGGUAAAGCCACUGACUGCAAUGCCAGCAUUCCAUAUGGGUGUUGGUUCAGGUCCUGGCUGUUCCACUUCUGAUCCAGUUCCCUGCUAGUGGCCUGGGAAACCAGCGGAAGAUGGCCCAAGUUGUUUGGGCCCCUGCUACUGAUGUGGGACACCUAGAUGAAGCCCUUGACUUCUGGCUUUGGCCUGGCCCAGCCCUGACCACUGCGGCCAUCUGGAGAGUGAACAAGCAGAUGGAAGAUCUCCCUCCCUCUCUCUCUCUAACUCUGAAUUUCAAAUCAAUAAACAAAUUUUUAAGUAAAUUAGAUAAAAUUUUUAAAAGAGAGAUCUUUUAUCUGCUGGUUUACUCCUCAAAUACAGGCAGUGGUUUAAUCUGUACCACAACACUGCCCCGAAUCAUACACUUUAAAUGAGUGAAUUGUGUAUGAAUUAUAUCUCAAUAAAGCUGUCAUAAAAAUAGUAAGUUGAAUAUAACCCAAAUGUCCAUUAGUAGGAAAAUGAAUAAAUGAAGUCAUAUCAAUUUGGUGUAAUACUAAUACUAUGCAGCCAUUAACAUAGUGAAGUAUAUCUGUGAAUAUAUUCUGGACUGCACUCAUAUUUAAUAUCUUUCAUUAAGUCAAAGAGCCAUGUGCAUAAAUGUUUAACCUGAAUACAUUUUUAAGCAAAAACUUUCAUAUACAUGAGGUGAUCGUGUAUAUAGACAUUUCAAAGUAAAUUUAGGGAAAAACGAAGGUGUACAUAUCAAGUUGUAAACAUUUUGGAUGUGGAAUUAGACCUAAAGGGGACUUGUACUCUGUAUAACUUUAAAGUGGUAUUCUGUGGAGUAAUUUUUACUUCUUUCAAUAUAUCUGAAAUUUUAAAGAAAAAACUUAAAUACUCUUGCAAUGACUUGGCUUCCGGAAUAUUUGUCAGAUGUACUCUGGGGAUAUCAUCUGACUAUACUCAGGAAAACUCCUAUUAUUUUGACAUACUGCUCACUUAGGAUUAACUCUCUGCUGUUAAAAAUAGUUGAAAGGAAAAGAAGUGAAUCAUCUUCUUGUAACCUCUUGCACAUAUUGCCCUGGGACAUCCUUCUAAGCUGCACUUUUCAGAAGGAGCUACUUCCUGUUCGGUGGAAACUCUCACCUGUGCUCAUUACUAGGCCUACAAUCCCUAUCAAUGGAGGAAAAUUAAACUGGAGGAUAUCCUUCUACUGGUGCAUAGCUAUAGACACUGAUAAAUUCAUACAAUGAAAUCCUACUCAGCAAUAAAUACCAAUGAAAUAAACAUGCAACAACUUUGAUAAAUCUUGAAUGCAUUUUGCGAAGAAGAAGCCAGACUCAAAAGACUAUUUACUAUGUUAUUCUGUUUGUGUAAUUCUCUGGGAAGCAAAGCAAUACUAAUGGAGGGGAAAAAAAAUCAGUGGAUGUCAAAAGUUAAAGUUUUGAGUACCCUUGGCUACAAAGUGGUAGCAUAAGAGAUUUAUUUAAAUAAUGAAAAAUGGUCUUUAUCAUGAUUGUAGUUACUUGAGUAUAUGCAUUUGUCAAAAUUCAAAGAAUUGUACACCAAAAAGGAUGAAUUUUAUUGUAUGUAAAUUUUUCAAUAAAUUAUGGA